Molecule: messenger RNA, 2169 nt
Organism: Camelina sativa (false flax)
Lineage: Eukaryota; Viridiplantae; Streptophyta; Magnoliopsida; Brassicales; Brassicaceae
Source: RefSeq, a predicted model, not a curated record
UUAAAAUAAAAAAUUCCGAGAGAGAGAGAGAGAGAGAGAGGAAGAAGGAAGGAGAGAAUCUGAAGAAGCUGAACCAUAACCGAAGCUCUCUAUUGAGAAGCCUCCCUCCUACACAGCGAGAGGGAGGUAAAAAAAUCCCUAACAACUUUCGUCUUCUUCCAUCUCUCGUCUCCGGCGGCGUAAAAAAAACACUCAAAAAAUCUCAAUCGGAGAGAAGAGAGGUAAUAAUAAUCAAAGCCGAUACGGAAGUUGUGACAAAACGAUGUCGAAGAAGAAAGUGGCUGGUAGCACCAUGACGCUUAAGGACUUCCAUGGCGGCUCUAUACCAUCUGAUCUCCCUCUCCCUUCUGCUCCUGGAGUGAUUCCGAAGAUUGCUACGGAUCGACCUGUUUUUGACAGAGCGCCUUGGGGAACUUCAGGCGGCAGACCUGAUCAGAGGACAAGGCCGAGUUCGUCUCAUACUAUUAGAACUUUCGAUGAUAAAUCACUGUUUCUGCCUCACACCGCAAACAUCGGACGCAAUUUCAACGAGGACGAACGGAAGCCUCUGGAUGGUCACUCCUCUCCUCGUAGAGUGUUCAGUGAUGAUAUUUUUCGGGUUUCCCGUCCGGAGGUGAAAACUGACUCGGUGUUAGCUGGGCGACAUGGUGGUUGGUCAGCAACGGCUGGUGCUUUCCCUGGGAAGGUUAAUGAUGUGACUCAUUCUGUGACUGGUAAUGUUUGGACUGGGAGGAAGGAGGUUUCAGUGGCUAACAAUGAUCCGGGACAGUCCCCAUGGACUACGCAACCAGCUGUUUCUAAUUUGGUCCAUUCAAGUGCGCUUGACCAACUGUCUUCAGGUAGAUGGCAGUCCAAGCUUUUGGUUCCGUCUCAGAUGGAUUUUGAUGUUGUUAAGCAUUCAGAGAUAGAGAGCAGAGGUUACAAGACUAAUAGCCCUGUGCUUAAUCAAGGGGUUGAGCCACAUGGGACAAAUAUAGAACAGGGCCGGGUCGCUGGAGAUGGGAUCCAAGGUGGUAAAAAAGUUUCCCCUGAGUUUGAAAAAAUCCCUGGUCCAACUAAUUUGGAUGUUAAGGAAGCGAGGAUUGCAUCAAACAGCAGCAAUAAGCCUCAUCCAAAUUAUUCUGACGUUAGGCCUGCUGGACAUUUGGUGCAAUCAACUGCCCCGUCUGAAGUCGUGGAACGACCUAAGCUGAACCUGCUGCCUCGCACAAAACCUCUUGAAAACAUUAUUGAGAAGCCUGUGAAUGAUGGAAAACUGGAAAAUGGUGCUUCAAAUCUUAUUCAACGUGAUACUGUUUAUGCAACACAGAAAAGUAUGAACAUUUCAAAACCUGGUUUGUCUGCGGAUGAGAUUCCUAACCAGCCGAUUGAGCGCCCCAAAUUAAAUUUGAAGCCCGUGGCACAGUUGCUUGAGCAGCCAGAAGUUAAAACUGAAAAGGAAAGAAGUGCGGUUUUUGGCGGUGCCAGACCACGAGAGCUGGUAUUGAAAGAGCGAGGCAUUGAUGAGAUCGAGCAUAACAAAUUGGAGCAACCGACAGACAUCAAAGGCCAAUGAGUUCUCCCCGUGACUUGAGAACAAGGAAGUUUGAGCAAAAGGACGGGAGAAAUGUGAGCGACAAUGCCAGAUCCGAAACUCAGAGGAGAAACUGGCGUGAAAAUGAAAACAAGAGCUCAAGACAGCAACAGCAGACUCAGGACAAGACAAGGCAUCCAUCACCAGAGACAUGGCGAAAACCGGUUCCCCAGAAACCGGAAUCAGUAGAUGGAACAGGGCUUCGUCAUGGGAAAGCUGCUUCUGCCCUUGAGCUAGCUCAAGCCUACUCUCCUUUCUCUGACUCUAAAUCCGGAAUUGGAAGCAGCAACAGUUUUAACACCAGCCGCAACAACCAAUCGCAGCAGCAACCGUUCUCUCGGUUGGUAGGAUCAACAACAACAUCAAGAAAGAUUAAUGGCUACUGAGUUAUUGUUCGUUUGUUCUUUGAUAUAUGGUUUUAGUUCCGACUAAUUUGAUCUUGAUUUCUCGAGCACAUCUAUUGUGGUAUGUGGGAUCGUUUUGAGAGAGAUUUAAAUAUGAUAUGUUCCCUUAAAGAACGGGUCGUAUUACAUAUGCCAAACAUGGUUACAUUGUGUUUCAUUCUUCUUUGGUUAUACAUUUUUUCUUAACCGUUC